AUGGACGUACUUCAGCUUCUUGCCGUUGCGUACGGUGGAGAGCGGGAGGCGCGAUUGGCCGCAACGGCACAACUCGAAGCGGCUCUUAAUGGACCGGACGCCGCAACUCAUCUCUGCGCACUUCUUCGCGCUGGUGUUGACACAACAAUUCCACCCGCUCAAAGUCUUUCCGCCCUCAUUUAUGCAAAGAACUGCAUUGUACACACACUGGAUGAGGAGCAGCUCUCCACUAUACCAGGAGUAUUGGAUGAGGUAAAAACACUUCUCUAUAAUGGUGUUUUUGUGGUUUCAGAGAAGCAUCAAAACAUCAUUUGUGAAUGUGUUGCUAAUAUUAUUAGUGCAUUUGAAUGGAAUUAUCUUCCACAACUUAUGCCAGAAAUUACACGUGAUAAGGCGAGUGUUUCUGUAGAACACGCCUUAGCCUCAUUGCGAUUAUUAUAUGUGUAUAUCAAGAGAUUUAAGACACCUCAACUUGAGCCUAUGCCACUUAAAUUAGAGGUUUGUAGUUGUCUCCUUACAGCACUUCCCUCUUUCUUAUCUUACACAGACUUGCGGGUGGAUCAUAUGGUCCUUAAAGCGAUGGAGUGUGUUGUUGAGACCGCAUUGCAAGUAAAAGAAACUCGAGAAAUUCCAGCAACGGCUUUUGAUGCAUGGUUUCAAGAAAUGUCUCAAUACCCUGAACGACAUUUUGUUUCUGCAUGUGAAGCCGCCGCCAAUGGAUCACAGAAAGUAUAUGAAACUUAUGUACGUUGCCUGAAACGAAUUGCGAUGAUUUCUUUUUCUGUUUUAAAUGAUGCCACACGAAAUAAAAAACCUCCACCGAUUGCGAAACGUUUCUUAACAACACAUGCGGCCGCUUUCUUUGGUGUAUGGAAGCGAUGGUUGGAGUAUGCGGCCACUUCAAAGGCACGAAGUUUACACCAAAAGGCAGAUAUGUUCGCUAUACGAUAUAUUAAAUUAUGUACGCUUGACAAAACACUUUAUCAACAGUAUCUUCUUCCAGAGUUAAUGCAUGUAGUGGAAUCUUUAUUCUUUCCUUAUUUAUGUUUUAACGAAGAAGAUGAAUCAGCAUUUGCAGAUGACAGUGAUCUUUCAGAUUUUGUACAGUACAUGAUGGAAGAGGGAUUUGAUCAAGGUGAGAUUUCCCAACGACAAGCCGCCUCUAACGCUAUAUUAGCGAUGAUUAAAGGUGGAAAAGAUUAUCAUGAAGAUUCACUACAAAAAAUUAUUCAAAUCUUAACAGUUGGACUCUCACAGGAAGAUAAUAAUGAAACUUUUCCACGAACUUUUGGAUUUCUUCAUCUUCUUUCUGUACUUCGAAAACAUCUUCGAAAAGUUCCUGAAAUUUGGCAAACACAAAUGGCACAAGUACUUGUUACUUUUGUAGCCCCACGUGUUCUUCCUACGGUUCCAUUUGUUCCUCUACGAUGUAAAGCCCUUGUGGUGUGUCAGCGAUACUCUAAAGUUCCUAUUGCCUCUGAAGAACAUUUUGCCUCCUUUACACAAUUGAUAUGUUCUCUUGUUCAAGACAGUAAUGCAAGAAUUCGUUUAGGGGCUAUUGAUGCGAUGUGUACCUUUUUGGAAAUGAAACGGGCAUUACCGUAUAUUCGACCUAUUCUUGUACCUUUGGUAGAGGAAUGUAUUGGAUUUCUUAAUAGAGUUCAAACUACCUUUGUUCCUACAGCAUUACUUUAUCUUGUGGAACACUUUGCACCAGAGUUAACAUUUGUUUUAGGAAAGAUUGGUAAAACGCUUGUGCAACACUUCCUCGCAACAGCAUUUGAUUUAGCUCAGCAAGAAGAGGCUAUGAAUGAAGAUAAUAUUGCCUAUUAUUCUCGUGCAGAUAUGAGUGCUUGUGCCAUGUUGGAUGCCUUGGAUACUAUUGUACAGGCUUCUAGACAUAAUAUUGAGACUAUUAAUAAUAUGAGGUCUGAUCUCUUACUCCUUGCAAAGAAGGUAUUGGAGUAUCCAGAUAAUUAUGAAUUUAUGGAAAAGACACUUAUUAUCGUUCUGCAUGUUAAUAACUUUUCUAAACCUAUUCCAUCGGAUUGUUGGGAAAUCUUACCAUUAUUAUUUAAUUCCAUAGAUACUGGUGUUGGUGUGGAUUUCUUCGUUGGAAUUGAAGAAGUACUUGACAGUUAUGUAUCUAAUGGGACAGUACAAUACUUUCAAAAUACUGAACUUAUGGAAGCAACGUAUAAAGCUUGUGAAAAGAUGUUAUUUAAUGCUGUUUGUGGUGUGGAGGAUCAUAUUGCCGUACCACAAUUAAUUGAAGCUAUGUUACAUCAAGCAAAACAUUGUAAAGAAGUAUCUGGUCUCUUUGAUCCAUAUCUUUCCCGUUUUGUAUUAUUAUUACUUCGUGCUUUGGCAGAUGAGACGAUUCGUCAAAGUGAUGUUCGUCUUCAGAUUUGGAUUGUGGCUGCUAUGAUGGAUGCCUUCUAUUAUAAUGCUGGGGCAACCUUACAAAUCAUUAUGGAGCAUAAUGCCUAUCCACAAUUCUUUGAUGCUUUCUUUCACUUCUUCCGUGGAGCUAUUGGUACACCAGAGACUGUAAAGAAGGGGAAAAAAGGAAAACGUAAUAAUAAGAAUGAUAAUGCACAGGAAAUUGUAGAUCAUCUCUCUAUUCUCACACGUAAAGUUAUUGCACUUGGUCUAACCUCACUUCUUGAAUACCUUGCUCAUCAUAGCAAUUUGAGUGGUUUUGAUGUGUAUAUGCAACCCACAUUAACACUCAUUGAAUACUGUAUCUUCCGCAAUGAUGCCCUUCUUGAACCACGAUGCCGCAUUUCAGAAAAGAAUAUUGCAGAGAUUCGCAGUGGUAAUGCAGAUAAUGAUGAAGUAGUGGAUGUUGACUUUGAGGAUGAUGAUGUACUCGGCAUUGAUGAUGGAGAUGAUGAUGAUAAUGAUGAUGAUAACAUGUGUGAUAUUGACAGUGAGGACAGUGAUACCGAUGCUCUUCAGGUAGAUGAGGGCGAUGAUUAUGAAAGUCCCAUUGAUGAUGUCUGUGAAGUCUCGCGGUUUCUGCAGUGGGCAGCCGCCGCCCCGUGUCUGGGCAACAACACACAAUCAUCAUCAUCUCAACAACAACAACAACAACAACAACAACUGCGGUGUUCACUUCAUCACUCAUUGGAGGAGUUUCGGGCGGCGGAGGCCACAGCGCUGCGGUACCGUCAACUCGUGCUGGCGUUGGAAGCGGCCAUGGAGGAUGACUUUAAGGCCCGCUCUUCAGCAGCGGCAGUGAAUGGGAAUGCUGGUGCGGCUACAUCGGUCUCGUCCUAUUAA
Messenger RNA from Trypanosoma theileri, 3285 nucleotides. Its product is annotated as importin 7. Gene Ontology annotation, biological process: protein import into nucleus. The transcript has a single exon. Gene Ontology annotation, cellular component: nuclear envelope; cytosol. NCBI's taxonomy places the organism in Eukaryota, Euglenozoa, Kinetoplastea, Trypanosomatida, Trypanosomatidae. The record is from RefSeq and is a predicted model, not a curated record. The coding region runs from base 1 to 3285 and encodes 1094 amino acids.